CAAACAUUGUGUAAGCGAUUAUAAAGGAUACAUCUAAAGAUCAACCUUCAGUAUAUUUUUAAAAAAUUAUCAAUACCUGUCACAAUUAGCUGUCACAAAUAGAUGUCACAAUUAACUGUCACAAUUAGCUAUCAUCAUCACCUGAAUCACGAUUACUUGUUACAAAAUCAGUCAUGACUACUCUCAGAACCAACUCGCUGAAAUCGCAGAUCCUGGAUAUGACCUGCGAGCAUGUAAAACAGCUGCAUGGGCUGUGGGUGCAAAUGUUUCCACCCGAGACCUGCGAGGCCCACCUGCAAAGGCUCAAGGAGCACGUCAACGAUUUUUAUGUCGAUUUGCUAAGCGAGUCGUGUGAGAAGCAGCAGACCAUCCAGAACGAUAUUGCCAGUCUUCGGGAACAGGCCAGCGACCUUAGGAGUAUACUCCACGAGGCAUUGGAACAAGACGAUUGGCCGGGUGACGUACCUCUGGUCAUCUUUCAGCUGAAACUGGAAAAGAGCAUAGAGCAACUGCGUAAAAAGCUUAGCAGGCGUCGGGCGGAUAUCUGUGAGCUGCUCCUUCAGCAGGAACAGCUCUGUCAGGAGCUGGGUGAGCUGCCACUUCCACUCCCAGAUGAUCCACUGCCCCUACCGAAGGAAAUAGAAGCCUUUCGGGACCACCUCGAGCAGCUGCGUGACCUGCGAGAGCAACGCAUACAACAGGUAGACCAGCUGCGCCUGAGUAUUAUGGAAGAUAUGAAGCUACUGGAGUGCUUACCGUUGACAGACUCUGAGCAACGACUGCUGAACCAGGUCAAUCUUUGCCUUCUACCCGAUGACUUAGAGCAGCUGCGACAAAUGCAGAAGGACUUUGCCGACCAGAUGCAGGAGCUGCGCGAGCGCAUCGAUGACAUGCGCGAAAAGAUUUACAUUUUAUGGGAUCAAAUUCAGGACACCGAUGAAAAGGCCAUGAAGCGGGUACGAGAAUCGACGGGCUAUACACAGUACACCCACGAUGUUCUCCAGGAGGAGCUGCAGCGCUGCCAGGGUAUCCGAAGGCAGAAGAUGAAGACAUUUAUCGAACAGCUGCGCCAGGAGAUAAAGGAGUUGUGGGAUCUCACCCUGAAAAGCUCUCAGGAGCGCAAACGAUUCUACCACAACGACUGGUACCCGGACCUGCUGGAGCUACAUGAGUUGGAGCUCGACGAUCUCCAGACCUUCUACAACAAGAACAAAGAGAUCUUCAAGCUGUAUAAAUCCCGGACAGCGCUUUGGGAGCGCAUGCUGGCACUUGACGCCAAAGCCAACGCCCCCAAUCGCUUCAACAAUCGCGGCGCCCAACUGCUAAAAGAGGAAAAGGAGCGCAGGGCCAUUACAUCCAAGCUAUCGCAGAUCGAGCAGCAAAUCACAGCUCUGGUGCUGGCUUACGAGACCCGUGAGAACACUCCGUUCCUAGUGCACGGCGAAAACAUUUUAAAGCGCAUGGCCGACGACUGGGAGCAGCAUCGCCAGACUAAGCAGAACAGCUUCCGCAAGAAGGCACCAAUCUUGGACGACAAGAGUGCUUCGGGCACACUUCGCAAUAUGUCUGCCUUGUCAAGCUCCACAAGGUCGUUGCACAAGUCAUCCUCGCAACAGCCUUCGAACAAGCUCCCAAAUCCAUCGGACAAAAAGACGCUUACAAAGACGCCGAGCUGCCUGAAGUCUCUGAAACCAUAUCCAGCUAUUCGCAGCACCAGCCAACGCCUGCUGAUGCCUAGUCAGAAACCGAACCAGUUAAGAGCCUUAAAGUCUCCUCUGAAAAGAGUCCUAGUCAAUGCUUUGCCAAACACCAAAAAGCUGAAUACAAAAUCCGCAAUCGCCACUCCCCACCAAAACGAGAACUUAGAGCCCGAGGUGAACUACAAGGAAUUCCAAGCAGCCAUUCGAAGAUGAACCAUUCCUGGGAUCAAGUGCCACUGCUGAGACAUUAUUUGUAUUUUUGCUGACAAAAACUCACUACUGUGUUACUUACUUUUUCAUUUUAAGUUACUACGUUUUACGUUAAUAAAAUCGAAUUGUGUUUUUAG
Drosophila kikkawai is the source of this 2047-nucleotide messenger RNA. RefSeq names its product protein regulator of cytokinesis 1-like. The record is from RefSeq and is a predicted model, not a curated record. Lineage: Eukaryota; Metazoa; Arthropoda; Insecta; Diptera; Drosophilidae. Gene Ontology annotation, molecular function: microtubule binding. Gene Ontology annotation, biological process: mitotic spindle midzone assembly; microtubule cytoskeleton organization. Gene Ontology annotation, cellular component: spindle; mitotic spindle midzone; cytoplasm.